GCGCUUUCCUCCAGCACGAUUCAAUCUCUCCUCAAGUCCGACAGCUCACUUACUCUCCACCUUGCUUUUUUUUUGGACGGUGCACGCCCAUACUCUUAAAUAUAUAUGUACCUUGAAGAGUUAAUCAUCGAGGGCUUCAAGUCCUAUGUCUCAAGAACACACAUCACCGGUUGGGAUCCCGAGUUUAACGCCAUCACCGGUCUCAAUGGUUCAGGAAAAUCUAACGUUCUGGACGCUAUUUGUUUCGUACUCGGAAUAGUGUAUGAUCAUCACGGUUGAAGAGUGAUCACAUCAAAG
Messenger RNA from Zychaea mexicana, 297 nucleotides. Its product is annotated as RecF/RecN/SMC. The record is from RefSeq and is a predicted model, not a curated record. The transcript has a single exon. The coding region runs from base 106 to 279 and encodes 57 amino acids. Lineage: Eukaryota; Fungi; Mucoromycota; Mucoromycetes; Mucorales; Lichtheimiaceae.